AUGAAGGCAUCAAAUUCUCCCAACCUGUGUCCAACACUGGCAGCAUCCCAGCAACGCUAUACAUUUACUCACUCCCAGCAGCAGCAACUGUCACAUCAACAGCAGCAUCAGGUCUUGCAGGUGUCGAGGCACCAUCAGGUUCUGCAGCCGAGCCGUGUCAGGCAGCAGCAACAGCUGGGUUCCUCCUGGUCACAGCUACAGCAGCAGCAUACACAGGGCAAGGAGAUUGGGGACAGGCAUUAUGAGUUCUUGUCUCACAUUGGAUCUGGAGCAUACGGGCAAGUGUUCAAAGCUCGGGACACCAGCAGAGAUGGGGCUGUGGUUGCAGUUAAACAGAUUCGCAUCUGCAGACAAGGGCGCAACUUUGAAGCAGGGAUGCCCAUGUCUGCCAUCAGAGAAAUAUCACUCUUGAAGCAGCUGGAAAAUCGGGAGCAUCCCAACAUUGUCAGACUCCUGGACGUCCAUCACCAGACCCUGUCUGCCCAAGACAUUUGUCUGUCUCUGGUCUUCGAGUUCAUCGACCAGGAUUUAAACACUUACCUGGAAAGAUGUCCGCCACCUGGCCUGGGACCCGACAGAAUACGUGACUUGGUGAUUCAGAUGGUUAGCGGCGUUGACUUCCUUCACAGCAACCGCAUCGUGCACAGAGACCUCAAGCCGCAGAACAUCCUGGUCACGCAGGAUGGGAUACUGAAGCUGGCUGACUUUGGCCUUGCCAGAGUGUACGCUGUAGAUAUGAAAUUGACGAGCGUGGUGGUCACUCUGUGGUACAGAGCGCCAGAAGUCUUGCUGACUGGUCAGUAUGCCACCUCUGUUGAUAUGUGGAGUUGUGGGUGUAUAUUUGCCGAAUUGUUUUUACGACGACCCCUCUUCAAGGGCAACUCCGAAGGAGACCAGUUAAAAAAGAUUUUUGAAGUGAUUGGCCUGCCAGACUUGCCUUCAUGGCCAGAGACAUCGGUCCUCAUGUGGGGCUCAUUCAGAGCAGCGGUUCCUCCUCCUCUUGAUCAUUUGAUUCCAGAGAUUGACCACAGAGCUAAAGAUCUGUUACAGAAAAUGCUGAUCUUCAACCCGGAGCACAGAAUCAACGCAAGAAGUGCUCUGCGUCAUAUCUACUUCCGAGAUGACCUGGAUAGUAUAGGCACCUCACGUUCCCUGUCACCGUCUGAGAGCAAUGAAUGCCUGGAAAUGACUGUUAGCAAUUAG
Candidula unifasciata is the source of this 1203-nucleotide messenger RNA. Lineage: Eukaryota; Metazoa; Mollusca; Gastropoda; Stylommatophora; Geomitridae. The record is from the annotation of a GenBank genome assembly.